Klebsormidium nitens is the source of this 4260-nucleotide messenger RNA. The record is from the annotation of a GenBank genome assembly. NCBI's taxonomy places the organism in Eukaryota, Viridiplantae, Streptophyta, Klebsormidiophyceae, Klebsormidiales, Klebsormidiaceae.
UAGCUCAGUAUAGGUUUCAUGAGCAAAAGGAUAGAUCAGUCAUUGAUUCAAUAGAUAUUCUUCCGACCGACCGACCGACAAACCCAAUUAGAAAGCGGGUUGUAGGUACCAGAAUUCGGGUUCAAAAAUGGACUCGCCUUACCAUCAUGGUGUAGAUGGUUCACCGGCGUUUGCCAGAUGGAAGAGAGGAUGUAAGGCUGCUCUGAUUGCAGCUGUGCUAUCUUCUUCUGGAUGUUGAAGGACAAAGAUGCGUGACGUCACAGACUGCCCAGCUCGGGGGCAUCGGCUCCUGUUGAAGUAGCUCCUUCAUGAUGUUGAAGAGGCAGGUGCGGCCUCCCAUCGCUUUCCCUCAGUACGUACGUCCUGACCUGACUGCAUGGUCAGGUAGAUGAAGGCUUCAAUCAAGUGUUCUCCGCGCUGCAUGCUUUGCAUCCGGGGAUAUACUCAGCUGCAAAGGAAGCAAUUACACCAGCGUUACUUUGUUCGGAGACUUUCGAUCCUGAGGGCUUCAACUUAAUUCAAGUUCUAGUUGCCGCGGCCGCAAAAAAGAAGUGCAAAGCUUUGGGCAACUCGUCUGAUGUUUGCUGGCACUUUGGUUUGAUUGGCAUCUUAUCAUCUUAGAGUACUGCCAGUGAACUUCAGUGAUCUUCAAGUUGUGGCCCAGCUUUGCUCAACCAGUCCGUGCCCCUUUCUUCAAGUUGGCCGGUUUAAAGUUAUCAAUCAAUUACAGGCUUGAUUGAGCCACCGCAAUCGAUCAGCUGCCAUCCCUGAGAUCAAGGAGGAGCUACCAGUGGGAGCCGUACUACAGAAGACCAUCCAUGAUGUCCGAGUCCCUCAAGACUCCUGUUGAACAAAGAUCCAAUAGUUCCCCCAAAGCUGCAUUUUAAACAGAUGGAGGGUGGCAGCAGUGGUCCGGGACUCUUGUUGAGGGCCUGCGGAGCCCGGUCUAACCUUCCGGGAGACAACGAAGUCCUCAUUCCAAGACUGACGGAGUGGGCCUUUGCGGACCUGGUAAUUCCUGCUGCUGAAGAAGGAGAGGUGAACUUUGAGAUGAAAAGGGUCACGGCUUUAGGCAAGCAUGCGGAUCUGCCAGCCAGGCUGCGGCCCAUCGUCUGGAGAAACGUAGGCAAGGGGGUGGGGAAGAGCAGGGCUUGGAAAGCCCUCCUCGAGGCUCAUACGAGACGCGUCGCGGCGGAGACAGCCCUUCCAAAGGGACGGAGUAGCGCUCUGCUGCCAACCGCUUCCCCUGAGAUACUCGAAAGGGGAGACCAGCUGCAGUGGAGCCAAAGGAGCACUUUAGAGCACAGGGUUGAGCCAACCAGUGGUGUGCAAACCGGUCGAGGAGGCAGUGGUGAGACAGUGGCCCCCCGGCAUGUAGAAAAUGCAGUGCGCGCUAGUGGUCCUUCGGAUGGGCGAGUCCUAAAGAAAGCUGGGGCGACUAACGGAGGGGACGUUGCUAGUUGUCACGCAACGGGAACAGCUGCCGAAGCGGAGGUCCGCCGGUUGCCUGCGGAUGCCUGCGGACGGCAAGCAAACGGUUGCGGACGGCAAUCAGUCGGCAGCAGUCGGGAGUCUGGCGGCCAGGAACGAAAAGCGGACGGCUGCGGACAACAAGCGGACGCCUGCAGGGAAGAGGCAAACCGCUGCAGACCAGAGACGGACGGUUGCGGACGGCAGCCGGGGAGAAUUCAGGCUGCGGCUAAGCUACCGACCGGAGAAGGUCGAAAUCGGAGCGUUGGCUCAAAUCCGUUGGGUGGGAGGCGGGCUGCUGGAUCAGCCUUCAAGCGAAGACUCGGAGAAGACGAAGCAAAGGUGCAGCGGGUUUCGCUCCCUUCUAAUUGGGAAGAGGCGGGUUUGCAAGGGGGAGCGGAAUUGAAAAAUGGAUUUGCGGGCAGCCAAAAGCUGUCAAGGAAAGAGGAGUUGAGUCUGAUCUGGCCCAAUAGCGCUCCUGCUCCUUUGCCCUGCGCCAAGUUUGUAGCAUCGGGAGAGGAAACUCUCGAGCGCUUUGGCGCGCUGUUGGAGGAGCUUCAAUUAACGGGCAAGUGUUCACGGCGGACGGGCCCGUUCAAGGAGACCUGGGAUAAGGAUUUCGGCACGCGGAAUGACGACUACGAGAUUGGAAGAGCAAGUGUUGCUCAUGGGGCUUCACGGUGGAUUGUCUCCGCAGACUCUGUAGCCCCAGAAGCAAACAAAGAAUCCGUGAUCGCUUUGGCAGCUUACACGGAAAUUACGCUGAACCAGUUGCCGGUGAAAGGGCCACGUGGAAGCUUGUCAGUGGCUGUACCGCCAACCGGCUCGUCUUUGGAAGAAGCUCCUAUUGUCAGGACAACGGUUCCGGCUGCCGCUAUUUGGGGAGCGCAAUACCCGUCCCCGAAAAACGGAGGCGCAACAGCUCCAACAAGUCAAAGACCCCUAGCGUGCCGUGCCGACGACUUUCCAACAGAGUAUGCUGUAGGUCGCCCACGUCAACUUCACCAGCCGUCUGAAGUGUGGGAGUCCGGGGCAAGACUAGAGCCGGACGGGGCCGCCAUCGGAGAAGCGAAAGAAAACGGAACCCGUUUUGACGAGCCGGUGGGUCUCGCCAGCCUUGAGCUUCCGGAGGUAUCCCCAAAUACGUCAGCCGCUGUCACACCAGGGGCCUCAGCCCGGCGAGAAAACGGUCAGCCUGAUGAAGCGCCGCACGUCGAAUCCCCGUCAUCGCAGCAGAUUCAACAAGCAGAGAGUGCUGCUUUCCGGCCGCGGAAGCUGCCUCCUGGGAGGCGGAACCCCGGAGUGUGGCACUCGUUGGAUCCUCUCCCGACACCAGAUUGUUUGAGCGAGCACCUUCCGGUGGACGGCUUACACGCCUGGCCAUCCGCAGGGGGAUGUCUGACGCCGAGCAUUCAACUGACGCCCGGGCGCCCGUCAGUCCCUCUCGACGCCCGCACGUCCACUGCGCGUCAGCAUGAAGAGUCGCACCCGUUAGCCCCGGUGCAAAGUUCUAAUCACGCAGUGGAGAAAUUCAGCGGAUCGUUCUGGCAGCAGUUUCCGGGACUGGGAGACGACGGGUUAGGGGCUUUGCGGGACUGGCCGGAUAGGAAUUUAGAAAGGCGGACAGGAGGUGACACGGGGGUGGAAGCGUGGAAGGCGUUCGACGACAUUGGGCUUUACAGUGCGGGAAUCAGCGAGGUGCUGAUGGACUUCCUAGACCAGAGCACCUCCCCAGUACUGCGAAAGGAACCAUAUUCGCCACUUAGUGUUUCCGGUGAAGGGCAGCAACAAGCAAUAUUACGGCAACGUGGGCGCGCCUCGCAGGGGCAGGGAUAUGUAGACGGAGAAGGGGAGGGGGGCUUCGGAGCCAGAGUUAGCGAAGCGUCCAAUUCCAAACGGAGACGGAUUGAUUGGGGAGGAACUGUGCCUAAAUUGGGAGGAGGAGCACAGGUGGAGGAAAUGCGGGGUGAUUUCGCUGCGUGUGUGAUGAGGUUUGCCAAGGGGUUCGUAUCCUGAAGCGGAAUCCUGGGAGAUGCAGCAGAUUUUGCGCCCGUCAUAUUGAGAAGAGGGGAGCGUGUAUUUGUAUAUUAUAAUCGAAAGUAGCCACUGCUUGUCAGACAAAAGCAAACAGGUCUGUAAUGCAGUGGAAGUGCCUAUACGUACUCGAAAAGGCUGACUGUGCAUGCGUUUCUAGAAUGCUCCCGAAAACGGGCGGAACUUGCUGGCAGUAUACUACAACGCCUUAGUUGAGUGGUACUUUCAGGAUCGCCUCCUCUUCAACAAAGCAUGGCUAGAAGUGACUACUGGACUAGGUAAGUAACAGCCGACAGUACUAAUGCAAUUAUCACAGACACCGUUAAAGGUCGUACAUUUUACGGGAGUAUGCGGAACGGAACUUGGAAGGGCCCAAUAGAACGGAGUUUAUAGUAGCUGCCAGUACAGGUGAUUGAUGACGAAUCGAAGUGCAUGGCAAGAAUCAUGGACAUGGGAUCAGUAAGCUUCGCUGGUAGAAAUCUCUAACAACGGGGUCUCGUCCAAUGAGACGGUCUGGUCCACUAGUCUUCCUUCUCUCUGGUGUCCGUGUUGGACUUUGGGCCUUCACCUUUCAUUUAGCAGUGCGGUGCAACUGCGCCUACCAGCUUCUACUAACUGUAAGCCAGGACAGUCGCCACUAGCUUCUGUUGGGUGUACGAGAAGAUAUUCAUAUUUGCGUUUUUCAUCGACGAAACAUCAAUGCUAGCUAAACACUUCUGUUAGACAUGCUGCUUUCUUGUCAGUAAUCACGAUGAC